CACGAUGCCGCAAUGGAAAGUCACACUUGCGACAACCAAAAAAAAAAAAAAAAAACCGAAAAAAUUCCUCGCAUUCCAGCGAGGGCAAAUUAUAACACUGGCUGCGGCCAGUGUAAUAAUGUUUAGUUGUUGACUGAACAUUGACUGUUGAGUCCCCUGUUGGUACUGUAAUUUGUAACAGUGAGAGUUUUGGAAACUUAUUUGGAUGGGACGGGGUAUAAUACUUAUGGUACCGGUAACCAGUAUCCAGAAGUGGGAUACUGGAUUCUCAGGGGGGGGGGAUACUAAACUUUGAAUCAUGGUAUCCCAUUUGGAUACUGAGAAAUCCUGGCAUCCCUAAGUUUAGGCUUCCUUCACCAUUAUCCAGGUAUGACUCGUCAUCUUGGGGUUGGAGUGACAAGAAGAAGAGAGAGGAAAUGAGUGAAGAUAAUGCUUGGUAAUAACUAAUUAUAUUUCUUCAGUUCUCUUAGCCAGUCUGGAUUAUAUAAAUAUCAGCCAUUUGCUUAUUCAGAUAUGGAAUUGACAGGAUUGAGUUAGGGAUGGACCAUUAUUAGAAAAGUGAUCCGGGGGGGGGGAUUUUCUAAGAGGCAAUUUUUUUUUGUACACCUAUAGAAGAAAUUUUUUUUCUCACUUGAUGGCUGGAAAUAAUUUUUUUAAGUGAAAUUUAUAGGCCUAUCUUCGAAGCUAGGAUUUUUUUUGCACUAUGCCUGGGAAGAUUUUUUCCCCUAAAUUUUUCCAGGAAUAAAUUUUUUUGUUUUGCCUUACCCCCAUCACUUUUCUAAUGGUCCGUCCCUUACAACUAGAUGGUAACUAUUUUUUUGAACUCAGGUAUUUGAUUGCAAAAGAUGGAAGUGGAAAAGCAGUUGGUCUUUCACAUUUCAGAUUUGAUCUUGACAAUGAGAUUGAAGUCCUUUACUGGUACAGUGUAUAUAUUUAUGUAGCAUACUGCUCAUUGCAGUUUAAAUUAGCUACAGUAUUUGCUGUAUACUAACAUCCUCUUUUGUUUUAAUUAUUUCCCUCUCUUAUUCUAAAUCCAAUAGCAUCCUUUAUAUUUAUUUCUUAGUUAUGAAAUUCAGUUGGACAAAAGUGUGAGAAAUAAAGGUCUUGGCAAAUUUAUAAUGCAAAUCCUUCAAUUGCUUGCUCAUAGGUAUGUCUCAGAUACAUGAGGAUAAUGAUAUGAAAAUAUGAACAUUAGUGUACAUGCAGGGUUUACUCAGGUUUAGUAUGAUUUUAGUUGUGUGGUGAAAUCGAAAUAUGAAUGGGAAGUUUUUGGAUCUAGCAAGGAUUGGGUUUAUGACAUAUAUAUACUGUACUUGUAUUCUUGUUGUGUAUUUUUAUCAUUUCUUGCAUUUUUACAAUUUCAGAUAUAACAUGCAAAAAGUGAUGGUUACUGUUUUUAAAGGUAUAAAACUAUUUAUUUGGCUCAUCAAACAAGGAAACCAUCCAGAAAUGUUUUAUUCUGACUUUUUAUAAAAUUUCUUACAUAUAACUAAGCCUAAGGUGCUGAAUUUUGAAAGCAUAUAUGUGAGUUAUGACAUCUUAUUUUAUUUUUCCAAUACAGAUAAUGAAAAAGCAGUGAAUUUCUUCACGAAGCUUUUGAAGUUUGUACACACUCUCUGUUUCUUAUACGUGUCCCGUUUACGUUGGUAACGGCGUUACUCUCGUAUCAGUUUUGCUAAUUUGUGAAUCUUCAUUUAGGUUUGAAAUUGAUGAAACAUCACCAAGCUAUUAUGAUCCACUACAUCCAGAAGGUUAUUGUUAUGAAAUAAUGAGUAGACCUGUCAUGAAAACUGCAUCUUAAGAUCUUAAACACAGAGGAAGGGCACUAUCAGUUUAUGGAAAGAAUUGAAGAAAAUUAAUGUAGCUUUGACUAUCAACCCUUUUUUGAGACGUUUGUGGAUACGCCUCGACAACAUGCAACAUCUUAUUAAACUUCUUUAUCACAUGCCAAUCUUCAAUAGGCAGAAAUGUGACCAACGCUUGUUUACGGUAUAUGCUAUUCAUAGUCCACUAUGUGACAUUAUGAUUUAUGGUCACGUGAAAAUUGGAUUGUUGAAAACAUACAUAUAUAUAAAUAAACUACAUAUAUAUAAAUACAGCUCGCUUACCGUAACGAUUGAAUGAUAACCAGGUCCAAGCUAGGAAUAGCAAUUAUUCUGUGUAAUUUAUUUUAUUAUUUAGUAUUUUAAGGCCGUUUUAGAAUAUCACAGUAGUGGACUGUCAACCCCGUUCCCACCCUGGGAACGAGGUCGGUGGACUGUUCGGUCAAGUGUGAUAAAGUGUGCACCCUUCACCAAUGGCGAAGCUAGCCAUAGCAACAAGUCAUGCUAUGCACAGUUUUAAUGAUUUGCUUUAUUCAAACUUUUACAAAUGUAUUGUCUUAACGAUAAAAAAUCAGUUAACUGUAAUAAUAAAUAUUUUGAAUUUAGAUAUAUUCGUAGGCUGUUUGGUACGUGUACCUUUUAGGCUCUGAUUUGCCGAAUAUGAAUAUCACGAAUAUGUGAUUACGAAUAUGCGGAAAGUACCCCACCAUGAACAAAGACUGCAGGCCUUUGCAUUUCUAAUUUAAAAGUCACCGGGCUAGCAAUAUGAAAAUGCCGGCUACUAUUUUAAACUCUGUAUUUGAAUUCCCAUCAAUCCAGAGUGUUCUGGUGUUAUAUUGUAUAACCUAUUUCGAAUUCAAUACAGGUUUAUUAGGGCCCAGUUGCACGAUACCGUAUUCGCAUCGGAGCGACGUCAAAUUUUACAGUUUCAAGGGGAGUUUAGCACACAAAAUCAUGAUAAUAUAACAGAAUUAGUCAAAAACUUCAAAUAUGAAAAGUUGUAAGAGGCCAAAUGUCGCUCCGAUGCGAAUCCAGUAUCAUAGUAUCAUGAUACUAAUCACUCCAAGAGAAGAGUUUGACUAGCUUGAUCUCCAAAUCAUCAUUCGCUCUUGUUUGACCGUUUUGCUACUUUCAUUGUUUUCAUAGUUUUAUUAUUUUAAAGUAAUUUAAUAUGGCACCAAUAAAGUUGUUAAAUGAAAUGAAAUAGUAUGACCAGUUGCCAUGGCUAGCUUCGCCACUGCCCUUGACCAAAAUUCGCUUAAACCUUUGAUUUUCUACUUCGGAACCAUACUCAGAUAUAUGAAAAACUAAUUUCAUAUUUACUCUUGAGUAAAUCAUAUAUCUCUGAGAAUGGUUCUGAAAUAAAUUUCUUUCACGAUUUGAACACAGUAGAUGGUUGGAAGAGUGAAUCAGCAAUACCAAAAAUUUACUUUUGUAAAUUUUGUUUUAGUCUAAUCAGUAUUUUCUAAUUUGUAUUCUACAGUAUUUCUAGUUAUAUUUUUUAUUUCUUACAUUAAUAAAAUUAAAGCUGAAAGAAUUUUGAUGUUUGAUUUAAUAUAUUUCUAUCUAAUGAGUAAACGUUAACACUAAAUAAAUAAAAACCGACAUCAUAUUGUCCAGUUAUUCAAAGUUUUCAAAUCAAAUAAUGUCUGAUCAUAGCCUAAAUAAGCGAGUAUUUUUACAUAUACUUGCUGUAAAUAAGAACACGUGCACAUAUCUCAUAUAAUUUACUAAUCAAUAAUUUUCUGGGGAAUAUUUCAGUGCUAAUUCUGACAACGGCAUAACAAAUGUUAGUCUGGGGCCGGUUGUAUAAAAAAGUGAUUAAAGUUAACUAUAAUUAAGUGCAAACGUCAUCCAAUAAGAAGCGCGUAUUUGAGAGUUAAUCACUAUUUAACUAUAGUGAGGCGGAUAUGUGUAAAAUUAUUGAUCAGUAGUUCCCGUUGAGGUUAAAAGCAUCAAACUUUCACAAUUGAUGUAGUUUUAUUUGCUUAAUAAUAGAUAUUUGAAGUGGGGCCGUCGCUAUUUUGCUGCUAACUCCUGAAAACGGGUGAUUAGUGAUUUUCUUCUAUUGAAUUCUAUUAUAGCCAAAAAAUGUGAAAUUUUGUAUUCAAUUACAACAAAUAUGACUUGCAUCAUCAGAAAGCUUAUAAAAAACUGCAUAUAAGACGUUUACACAGUUUUUUGAUUUCUGAAAUAGUUUUCGAAUUAUAAACUGUUAAAAACGCAUUUUCAAACAUCGAAUAAUUAAUUAGGGACUUUUAGCGAGAUAAUGUGCCUAAUUUACAGCAAUAACCAUUUGAAGAAUAAAAAACUGUUUAAAAGUCUUUUAUGUAGUUUUUU
Paramuricea clavata is the source of this 4163-nucleotide messenger RNA. The record is from the annotation of a GenBank genome assembly. Lineage: Eukaryota; Metazoa; Cnidaria; Anthozoa; Malacalcyonacea; Plexauridae.